Molecule: messenger RNA, 2311 nt
Organism: Gigantopelta aegis
Lineage: Eukaryota; Metazoa; Mollusca; Gastropoda; Neomphalida; Peltospiridae
Product: G-box-binding factor-like
Exons: 10
Coding region: 16-1035 (339 amino acids)
Source: RefSeq, a predicted model, not a curated record
UGUAGGACACUACACAUGACGUUAUCAAUCCUGUUUGUUGGUUUCUUGACUACCAUCAAUCCUGUUAUAGGGGAAGAAGAUAAAAUAACCAUUGAUUGCAUAUCGCCGGAAUUCUUUGGGCAGGAGGCAGUGUUAACGUGUUAUGGACAUUUUAAAGCAGGAGUAUACUGGAUUAAACCACACGGUGAUAUUGUCAGACAGUGUGGCCCGCAAAAAAAAGAAUCAUGCUUUACUACACCUCAAGGAUACCGCAGUCCCACGGAUGACGAUCUAACCGAAGACACCUUGGUCAUAAAGUCUUUAGAUCAAAGUCAUGUUGGUGUUUGGACGUGCCAAGAUGAUGGAUUUGAACAUGGGAGUCACACAUCAAUUGCUACUUGUUCGAUAGGCGCUACAAAGGAGACGGCAACUAGUUCUACAGCUGUGCGAACCACGCCAACCACACGAAUCACGCGAACCAAUCCAGAAAUUAGUUCCACAGCUAUGCGAACCAUGCCAACCACGCGAACCACACCAUCCAAUCCAGAUGGGCCAACCACGCCAACCAAGCCAAUCACGCCAGCAACUGGUUCUACAGCUGGUCCAACCACACCAACCACGCCAGACGACAAAACUACGACAUACUGGAUUCUAGCUGCGAUAGCGGGUUUCCUCCUUUUGUGUCUGAUUGGAGCAAUAGUUCGUUAUCUGAUCAAGAAGCGAAAAAAACACAAAGACGAAGAUAAUCCAAAGGCGCCAUACAAGAAGAUGGAACUCGAGAACAAAGAACACCACACAAACAUACACCACCAAAAACACCAACCACAUCAAAACACACAUCAAAAACACAAAGAGUAUCAAGAACAAAAAGAGUAUCAAGAACACAAAGGAUACCAACAACACCAACAACACAAACAACACAAAAAACAUCAAGAACAGCAACACCAACAAAACAAACAACAUCAAGAACACAAAGAACACAUAGAACAUCAAGAACAAAAAGAACACCAAGAACACCAACAACUUCAACAAAACAACGAAGAACCAAAAAAAUAAGACACCAACAAACAAACCCACACAAACAUCUCACAGGUCUACAAGGCGAUAGAGAACCAACAAAAAGUGGAAAAGAACCGAAUACCUCAAUUUGAUAUACUGAACUUUUAUUAUUAUUAUUAUUAUUAUUAUUAUUAUUUAUUAUUUAUUAUAUUAUUUAUUAUUAUUAUUAUGAAAUUAGUUUUUAUUGUUUUAUGUAUGUAUGUAUGUAUGUAUUCUUCAGUCGUCUGUUUUGUCAUUUUGUCAUUAGAGCAAAUAAACUGUCGAUUUACAUUGUUUAAUUUUUGACAUGUUUCAGACUGCUUUUGCAAAUACAAAUUGCACAUGUUUGCGCAGAUUGUAUCUUUAAUUCUUUUAAUGUGAGAGAAAUAAAAAUGUAUAUGUUAUAAUUAAUCAUUUACUGCUUUAUUAACGUGUAAACUAUAAAAGAAGUGAUAUGGUUUUUUUGUUAAUAUGGCAAGAUAUUUAAUGAAAUAGCCUAAACAAAAUACAUCCUGAAUACGUGGCUACUUUCGAUUUGUCGAGAUACACUGGGCAAUACGUCAGCUCUGUGUGUAAGAGGUCAGCCAUCGAAAGUUCUUGAAGGAAUAGUAAACUCGAAUAUGAGUAUCAGGUUUUAUGUGUUGUUGUUUUAAAAAAAGUAUUAUUGUUGUUUGUAAAUUACGUUCUGGGAUGAUUUGGCUGAAAUGUGGUAGUUGGUUUGGUGACAGUGUAUGCGGGUUUGGGGGAGGGGGGUAAUUAUUGAUGUAAUUAGAUAACAUUAGUAAGUCUGAGUAAUAGGUGACGGUGUGUGUGUGUGCGCGCGUGUGUGUGUGUGUGUGUGUGUGUGUGUGUGUGUGUGUUUGUGUGUGUUGGUAAUGUAUGUAUAUAUGUAUGUAUGUAGUAUUAUUAGUAUUAUUACUAUAUGUAUGCAUGUAUGUAUGUAUUGAUGCAAUAAUAUCUAUGUAUUACCCAUAUGGUUAAAAGUCACUCGCUAAAACUCAUCACAACUAAAAAUCGUUUUACUCGGGACAUAAACAUGGUACGAAAUGGAAGCUCCUUUAAUAUCCUAUCAAUAUUGUAUGUAUGUCGAGUUUGACUAUUACAUACAUAGAUAUUAACGCACUGGUACAGGGGUACUUAAAUGUAUGUAUGUAUUUAGGAAUGAAUGAAAACACUUGCUCAGGACUCUUUUAAAAAAAAACUAAAACAUUAUUAUUUCCUAAUUUUGCCCCAGGGAUUUUAAAUUGAUUUUAAAUUGACUGUUUUGAUAUACAAAAUAAAACUAUUUUUCUGA